AUGGAGCGAUUUGUUCGUCUGGGAGGUCUUGGUGGAAACCUGAUGAGUGGUGGAGCUACCCCUUCUGACUCCAACCAGGUGGAUACCUCAGAGACCGUCUACAUUUCAUCUUUGGCACUUCUGAAGAUGUUGAAACACGGCAGAGCUGGUGUUCCGAUGGAAGUUAUGGGUUUGAUGUUGGGAGAGUUUGUCGAUGAGUACACUGUCAAUGUUAUCGAUGUCUUUGCUAUGCCUCAAAGUGGAACCGUGAGUUUCUUUGUAUAUUAAUUGAACUUUAGAUAGAAUUGGCUUGGUUUUUGUCAGUCUUAUAAAGGAAAAAUGAAGUUUAUAAACCUUUUUAGGUAUUAAUUUAGGUUAAGUUAUCGAAAAACUAGUAUUGUAAGGAGUUGUUGAACUUUUAAAAGUAAUUUAUGUUUUUGUAGGGUGUGUCUGUUGAAGCUGUAGACCCAGUGUUUCAAGCUAACAUGUUGGACAUGCUGAAGCAGACCGGAAGACCUGAAAUGGUUGUCGGAUGGUAUCACUCUCACCCUGGUUUUGGUUGCUGGUUGUCUGGCGUUGAUAUCAAUACUCAACAGAGUUUUGAAGCUCUUUCCGACAGAGCAGUUGCUGUUGUAGUAGAUCCGAUUCAGUCAGUCAAAGGAAAAGUCGUGAUCGAUGCCUUCAGAACAAUAAAUCCUCAAACAAUUGCUUUGAACCAGGAACCUAGACAGACAACUUCUAACAUUGGACAUCUUCAGAAGCCUUCAAUUCAAGCUUUGAUCCAUGGGUUGAACAGACAUUACUAUUCGAUUCCAAUAGCUUACAGAACCCAUCAGCUGGAACAGAAGAUGUUGUUGAACUUGAACAAACAAAGCUGGAACGACUCCUUGGCUUUAACCAACUUUGAUCACCACUGCAAGAACAACGAGAAGUCUGUUGAGGAGAUGUUGAAGCUUGCCAAAUUGUACAAAAAGGUAGGUUUAUUGGUUUCACAUUCGUUUUGUUUGUUUUUGAUAACUUAAAACCUAUUCUAAAAAUAGUUCGUAUUUAAGUUGUUUUGAAACGUUUUUGAAUUAAAAACAUGUUUUAGCUACAAAUAUAAUUGCCGUUACUAUGGUAAAUGAAACAUUAUUAUUAAUUUCAGGCUUUGGAAGAUGAAGACAAGAUGACAGAAGAACAAUUGGCUAUCAAGAAUGUUGGAAAGAGAGAUCCGAAGAGACAUUUGGGCGACACCGUGAACAACAUGCUCGCUGAUAACAUUGUACAGUCUUUGGCCUCUAUGAUAGACACAACUUCCUUUAAAUAA
Messenger RNA from Bursaphelenchus okinawaensis, 1285 nucleotides. The record is from the annotation of a GenBank genome assembly. Lineage: Eukaryota; Metazoa; Nematoda; Chromadorea; Rhabditida; Aphelenchoididae.